ACAAAUCUUGACUUUCACACUCAACUUGAAACAAAUAUGGCGGAGGCGGACGAGGAUGCUGCGAAUGACAAAUUGACCUCCCAUCAAUCCUGUGUAGCAGAGGAGGUCAAUAAAAUCGAUGAUGAAGGUAAAACGAAAGUUUUCGGAACAAAUGCUGACGAAGAUGGCGAUGUAUCUGAUAUAAGUGAAGAGGAAAGGGAUUCAGUGUCAUCAGACCCGCAGAAAAUCCGGCCUAAAAAGAAAGUAAAGAAGAAGAGAAGAUCGAAGUCUUUCAAUAGCAACGACGAAGAAACAUCAAGCUCGGAUGAAGAUGUCCAUAGCAUAGUGGCAAAUAGUAAAAACAGAAUAGGAGAUAUAAGCCUGAAAGAUUUAACUUGGACAAUGUGGCUUUGGUACUAUGUUGUGGCAGUAUCAUCAGGAGCUUUCCACUUUGCAGAGUAUCUUGGGGAAAAGCUUGCAGACUUUUUUGGCAUUACAUCUCCAAAGUAUCAGUAUGUCAUAGAUGAAUAUUAUCGUAUGAAGAGAGAGGAAGAGGAGGAGAGGAAGGCAGUUGAAAAAGAAGAGGAAUUUGUACAAAAGAAAAAGCUUGAGAAACUCUCACAGCUUGAAGUAGGUGCAGAUGAUUUAAAUCCAACUGAAGACCCUCUACAGAAGCUAUGAGUCUGGCAGUUAUGAACAAGUAAACAUGUUCCAUAGAUGUACCCGUCCUCUAGUGUAAUGCUUGCCUUAAUGUAGUACCAUCUUUUCUAAAAUAACCAAUUAGAGGUUUGAAAGGAUGGAACCUGCACAAGCAGUCAUGUGACAGCCCAAAGCUAUUUCAACAUCAAUUGUUUAGAUUUAGUGCUCGAUUUAGUGAUUAGAUUUAAUGUUGUGGCCCCAACCUAUUUCAACAUUAAUUUCAGAUCCUCUGUUGAUCUGCAUAUAACUAAACCCCACCCUCCCCUGAAUCCAUAAUAAUUAUUUACUGAUCCCUAACAAGAUAAUAAUAAAAUUUAUUCAGGUUUGGCUAUCUCAAAAAUGUAUGUUACUAAUAACAUCUACAGUGUGAGUGUUUGAAAAACAAAAUAUAACCAUGAACACUGUGAUAAGAAGCUUCUUUCAAAAUAAAGUCCUUUUCUUACCAUUUACAACAGAAAGCACAAUAAAAGUAUUUUGUGACUUGAUAAGCUUCCAUCAGCUAUGUAUUAAGUAAAAUGUUUUCGAUUUUAAAGUUAAUGACACAAGCCAGAUAAGGUUGCUUUAUACAACACUAUCACAGCAACAAUUAGAUAUUGUCAUUUUACAGUGCAUUUCUAAGGACUUUUAUUUCAAAGUGAUAGGAUGAAAAUAUAAUUCUUUAAUGCAUGAUCACAGUUAUACAGGUAUUUUAAUUGUAAAAUUGACAUGCAAAUAGUUUAUAAAUCUUCGUUACUUAUAAUAAGGGUAUGUGUAUGUAUUAAGCUUUAAUAUUGAAUGUUUAGCAGGAUGUUAGCAGGAUGUUAGCAGGAGUAGUUUUUUUUACCCAUUUUGAGGCCGAGUGCAUGGCUCCAAUACUCCUUAAGGCAAUAGGAUUAAGGACCUUUGCCAACCAUGUCUGUUUCUAACAAUAAAAUCAGCUAUAUAUUUGUUUGGAGUUUUGUUAUGCUUACCACAAAUUUAGGCCAAGUCUACCUGGGGUGCAGUGGGAGUUAAAUUUCAAGGGGGGGGCUUAAGCUGGAAUUUUUCCCAAUAUCCCAACAAAGUGGCGAAAUUUUCAUGACUUUUCUCCUUAACCCCCUGCGACUUCGUCCCUGACGUUUGCACCUAUAUGCUUUUAAAAUAUUCUGCUUUCAUCUCAAUUAAAGGAUUAUAAAGUUUUGUUUGCCCUUCCUAAUACUGCCUUUUAUUAUUUUUAUGUAGACAGAAGACACAAACAUACAGAAUAAUUUCGAUCCUUUUGGUACUGUUUGGCUAGCCCCUCGCAUUAUAGAUGCACUUAAAUUGUGUGUAAAAGCGGUUAAAAACUCCUGUUUGAGGUCAAAGCCCCACUGCUAUUGAAACAAUCUUGAGUAUAAUGCAGCGUUUCAUAUACGUAAAAAUUUAACUAGAUAUAACGUAACAGUUGUCAGAAUAAGUUUCUCAAGAUUCAUUAGGAAACUUUUGCAGUUUAUCAAUAAACACAAUGUAUCGAGAGUAAAUGUUGCUCCUUCCUGUUAUUUUCGUUCUAGACAAGGUGAGGCAAACGUAUGGUUGUCAGUUUGCCAUUCCUCCCCGUUCUCACAUUAUGUAUUAUCUGGCAAGGAAUCUGGCAAGUUGCUCGUAGAGACUUUUUCUCUUUGCUCAAAGGUAAAAUCUGUUUUCCUAAUCACAGUAGGGAAGCAAAAAGCAAGCAAUUUUGGGAUUGUUUCCUGAAGUGGAACAACUAUCGAUGAGAAUGAAUCGUCUUUUCUUAAUAACUGCUAGUGAGGAGAUGAAAUUCUACGUUGGACGGGAACCAGGAAAGAAUCUUCUGCUUUAGUAUUCCUUUUUGGGCUGCCCUUUUCUAUAAUUUAGGGGACGCCCUAACACCCCAUAAUUCGGUACCUCUGGUGCAUGGCACGGGGCCAGUAGUUGUAUUGUUGUGGUCUUGAGGAACAUGGACCAUGUAGAGGGUUAAGUGCCCAUCAUUUUUCUGCAUGGGAAGUAGCAACCUUAACCUCUUUUGCAGCUACCCUCAGAAUUGCUUGCGUCCUAGAUCUUGAGGGCUUGCGUUCACGCAGUAGGUAUGAAUUAUCGAAUUCGUUUCAAAUUUGUUGCUGUUUUAUUUUACUUAGCUCUGUUAACUUUACUUAGCUUUUAUUUUCAUGUGUAGAAUGUUGUGCGGUCGCUCCCAGUAAAAUAUAAAUAUUUAUUUUGUUGUCUGCUUAAGAUUAUUAAGUAUCUUUAUAACAGAGCAUGUUGCGAAACGUAUUUGAAGAAUUUGAUCUUUGUUCAGCAUCACCAUUAAAAUGAAUAUCACACCGUUUUUAGC
This is a messenger RNA of Rhopilema esculentum, 2968 nucleotides long. RefSeq lists its product as uncharacterized. Lineage: Eukaryota; Metazoa; Cnidaria; Scyphozoa; Rhizostomeae; Rhizostomatidae. The record is from RefSeq and is a predicted model, not a curated record.